UAGUAUAAGUUUUUUUUUUAAAGUUGCAUUAUUUGUUUAAAUUUUGUGUGCAUCCAAUAAAGAUGCGUAGUGUAUAUUUAGGGAGUGUAUGUUGUAUAUUCUCUUUGCUGCUGAUUUUUGGCAAAACGUCUUCAGAGCAGCACCAAGAGCCGCGCAUCAUCAAUGGCACCGUGGCGAACGUGGAUGAGACAAAGCACGUCGUCUCCAUACGGCUGCGAAAGCACGACAAUAACUUUGGCAGCGGGCACAUAUGUGGCGGUUCGUUAAUAGGACUCAACAAGGUCCUGACAGCGGCCCAUUGCCUAUACGAUAAUGCGCGAAAGCGUUACCGUAAGGCCCACGAAUUCAUUGUGGUGAUGGGCACACAGAAUCGCUUCGAGCGCGUUAACGGCACAAUUGUGUCCGAGGUCAGAUCCAUAGCCUUCAUGAACACCUUCAGUCCGGACAGUAUGCGUGACGAUGUUGGUCUGAUGUUUCUCAGAACGGGACUGGUGCCCAACCGCACCCACCUCUCUGUAGCGCCCAUUGAGAUGAGCGUUGAACCAACCCCGGUGGGGGCCACAUGCCAAGUGGCUGGCUGGGGUCGCACCGAAGAGAGCAUGCUGUCCAAUGUGCUGAUGAUCGCCAACGUCAGCAUCAUACGCCGCCAGACCUGUCGCGCGAUCUAUGGCACUGGACUGCUGCCGGGAAUGCUGUGCGCUGGUCGUCUCCAGGGCGGUACUGACUCCUGCCAAGGAGAUUCUGGCGGUCCGCUGGUACACGAGGGUCGCAUAGUUGGCGUCGUUUCCUGGGGCUAUGGCUGCGCCGAGCCGGGCCUCCCAGGCGUCUAUGUGGACAUACAAUACUAUCAUAAAUGGAUCGAGGAGCGCAAUGGAGGCGUUCAUUUACAUCUGUGGUCGUGGCUGUUGCUGUUGCCAGUACUGUGUGCUUGCGUCGCUCUGAAAAACUAACUUAGCUUAC
Molecule: messenger RNA, 960 nt
Organism: Scaptodrosophila lebanonensis
Lineage: Eukaryota; Metazoa; Arthropoda; Insecta; Diptera; Drosophilidae
Product: trypsin eta
Exons: 4
Coding region: 63-950 (295 amino acids)
Biological process (GO): proteolysis
Molecular function (GO): serine-type endopeptidase activity
Source: RefSeq, a predicted model, not a curated record